Magallana angulata is the source of this 2862-nucleotide messenger RNA. RefSeq names its product melanocortin receptor 5-like. Lineage: Eukaryota; Metazoa; Mollusca; Bivalvia; Ostreida; Ostreidae. The record is from RefSeq and is a predicted model, not a curated record. Gene Ontology annotation, molecular function: G protein-coupled receptor activity. Bases 504 to 1655 code for a protein of 383 amino acids. Gene Ontology annotation, cellular component: membrane. Gene Ontology annotation, biological process: G protein-coupled receptor signaling pathway. The transcript is spliced from 5 exons.
UUAUUAACGUCAAGCAUUGAUCAGGGUUAAACGAAUGGUUAUUGCAGUGGCAUGUUGUAACUGUUAUAUAAUAUUUGUUUAUACAUAGAUCAAGAGAAAAAAAUAACUGCGCAUUUCAAGAAAUUUUUCAAACAUUACCGCAACAUGACAUUUGGUUGCAUAGUAGCACAAUAUAACUGUAUAAAUAAGAACAUUUCAAGGUAUAUCAUGGAACGUGUACCCCCCAGAUAAGUUAUCCUAAAGAAAAUCCAAUACGAUAUUACGAUAUAUUUGCCAUCGCCUGGAGAGGUUGUCGAAUACUAGCGGGCCAUGAAUGCGAUUCCGGAGAAAUUUACGCGCCGCUUCCUUGUUCAAUGUUGUUGAAACCACUUGAAAAAGAGGGAAUGUUUUAUCGUUUCUAAAUACUAUAAUCCACACAAAAGUAUUCCUUGAAUGUCAACAGCAAUGAUCUGCGGGCGAAGAAAAAAAGUGUGUGGAUAAUAAUCCCAUAUCCGUGCACAUUGAUGGAGCAGACGAUACCCGGUUCGGAAGAUGCCGCGACAAAUUCGCCAUCAUUUCUAAACGGGACUGCAAUGGAAACGGCGAUUUACUCGACUCCGGAGCCGGGAACUUUGUUCUAUGUGUAUUAUUACGGGAUGUUUUCGAUCAUCGCCUCUGUUAACAUUCCUGGAAACAUCCUGGUCAUUAGGACAGUGAUGAGGACCCCCAACCUCCGCCAGCCCUGUAACUUCUACAUCGUUAGUCUGGCUGUCACGGAUCUUCUGAUCGGCUUCAUCUACCCCGUGUAUAAUAUUUCUCACCUAGAGCAUGUGCCCGAAAUCAGCCGUCCUUUAGGUCAGUGGAACGUUUGUCGCUUCUUGGUGACAGAGGUGCUUGCCUUGGAGAUUUGUUCCUCGUACCAUUUAGUAGCCAUCACCGUUACCCGAUAUAUCGCCAUUGUGUAUCCUCUGCGCUAUCAUCUUUACAUUACCACGAAGUCCACAAAGUUCGUCAUUUCUACAAUCUGGAUUCUAUCACAAGGAGUGUGUAUAGUAAUGUACACAAUUUACAAUCCAGAGGAGUAUAUCAACAAACCAGGGAGUGUGUGUAGAUACGAGCUCAUCUUCUCCAUUGCCCAUGUGAGUGUCCUCUUCAUCAUCCAGCUGUUUCUACCUCUACUUGUCAUGCUCGGCCUUUACGUUAGAAUCGCCAAAAUUGCAAGAGCGCAGGCAAAAGUGAUAGCUCUACAAGAGCGGGUGUCUUGGAAGAACAGUCCUCAGUCCAGCAGCAAUGUAAUACGUCACGAACUGAAAUCUACAUUCAUGGUGUCCAUUUUGUUGGGCUGCUUCGCCAUUGGAUGGAUGCCAAUGAUGAUCUACUUCUUUUACGAAAUCACGUGUGUUCAGAACUGUUCUAUCACACCCUUCAUACGAGCCAGUUGCCGAAUUUUAUUGUUUAUGAAUUCAGCUGUAAAUGUGUUUAUAUAUGCUGGACGAUUAGCUGCAUUUCGAAAGAGCAUCAAAAACGACUUUACAAAACUUUACAAUGUACUUUGUACAUGUGCCACUGAAAGAUUUGGCAUGAAGCAUUCGGAGAGUGUCUCGUCCAACCGAUCAAGCGCUCUGCAGACCGAGAUAAGUCAUGCACAGAACUGGGACUUCAACACAAGCCUAUGAUUUUGAUAAGCUUCAGUCCAGGGCCAUAAUACCCUUUGCUCGGAAGAUACAGAUACCUGAUCUCGAUGACCCUCGAGGCUCUUAUUUUAAUAUUUAUUCUUUUUGAGUGGAGAUGGACAUAUUUCUUUUUGAAACCAGCUUAUUAAGAAAGUUACGACCUUGUUACGAUUAAAUCGCAGACGUUUUCGACUUUUCUGCGAUCAUACGGCCGAUAUGUCACACUUUGUUUUUCAGACUGUAGUGAUAUGCUAUGUUCACUACUGACAGUAACCUCAACUGUUUUUCAUUUAAAAGUUCCAUUACUUUCACACGUUAGUGGAGACUUUGUCGAUAGUUUUCACUGAGCAUAAAAGAAUGAUGACCAUAUAAAAAGUACACGUUCGAGAUUAAGGAGGACCCAUAUAGACUCGAUAAUUGUUACGUUGUUUUCCGGAUCCGUCCGUUUGUUGUAACUAGUAGUAUAUAUGAUUUUAAUGUUAAAAAAUGAUAUAAUUUUUGUAAUUUAUUUUUAUACAUUGUAUAUUGUUGAUAAAGAUAUUGUGAGUCAUAUUGCGAUUGUAUUUAUUUAAGAUAUAAUGCAAAGAAUGGUUUUUUUAUUUAAACAAAACCCGAUUUAUCAUGUUGUUUAUAUAUGCAGCAAAUAAAACAGAUUUCAGUUUUCAUAUAUCAUCAAGAUACAUGUAGAUUGAAUGGAAAAAUCAAAAUUCUCGAUGAUUCCCCAUCAUAAUUAUCUAAAAAAAAAAUUAAAAUUAAAAUUGGAUGUUAAUUCGCCUUUUUCAAAAUUCAAAUAUAAUCACUGUUCAAAAAAAUUUCGAAUUGUACAUGUACAAUUUCUUAUCAGUUUACUAAAAAAUGCACUGAAUAUUUCACACGGAGAUAAAUUGUAAACCUGAAAGAUCAAAGCUGACGGAUUUAUCAAUUACACAGCGUUGUAAAGUGGAAUAACUUCAAUAGACAGAACAUCAAGCGUUGUAAAGUGGAAUAACUUCAAAAGACAGAACAUCAAAUAAUAGAGGUGUCCCGUACGUACUAAAUCAGUCAUACCGUUCUCUUAAGUUUUCUGCGUUUUCUUAUCCUAGCAUCAAAUAAAUGUAUUGUCAAUUCACAACGCUACUGUACUCCUUUCUGCCAAUUCUAGAUUUAACAGACUGUUGUUAUAUUUUGUACAAUAUUCUUGUUUUUGAUAUGAAACUUUUAAAUUCGAUAA